AGGCUGAGUGACACGAUCUGUGGAGCCUGACGGGAAAAGUGGGACGGAGCGACAGAAGCAGGGGCGCCGCCAGCGUCCCAGCAGGAGCGGUGGACUUCGAGCCUGACAGGAAAGGAAUUACCCUCUGUACAUCCGCAGCACUCCCACAGAGGAUGAGCUCAAGUUCCACUACAUGGUGCACACGUCCCUGGAUGUGGUAGAUGAGAAGAUCUCAGCCAUGGGGAAGGCACUGGUGGACCAGAGGGAGCUGUACCUGGGCCUGCUCUAUCCAACUGAGGACUACAAGGUAUAUGGUUACGUGACCAAUUCCAAGGUGAAAUUUGUCAUGGUGGUGGAUUCCUCCAAUACAGCCCUCCGAGACAACGAGAUCCGCAGUAUGUUCCGGAAGCUGCAUAACUCUUACACAGAUGUGAUGUGCAACCCCUUCUACAACCCCGGAGACCGCAUCCAGUCAAGGGCCUUUGAUAACAUGGUAACUUCGAUGAUGAUCCAGGUCUGCUGAGCUGGACCUCCGCCCCAGUCGUCAGGAAAAGAAGCCUGUGUUCACCCCGUCUGAUGAUUAUUUAUUCCCCUCCCCCUCCCUGACUGUAACCCACGGGCAGGACUGUGUGCCUUGUACCUUCCCACUAAAUGCCUCCCAUGAUGA
Molecule: messenger RNA, 646 nt
Organism: Myodes glareolus (Bank vole)
Lineage: Eukaryota; Metazoa; Chordata; Mammalia; Rodentia; Cricetidae
Source: RefSeq, a predicted model, not a curated record